AUGGCGGCGGGCGGCGGCGGCGGCGGCGGCGGCGGCGGCGGCCCCGCGGCUCGGGAGCUGUUCGCCGAGGGGCUGCUGCAGUUCCUGCGGCCCGCCGUGCGCCAGCUCGACGGACACGUCCACGCCGUCAGGGAGAGCCAGGUGGAGCUGCGGGAGCACAUCGACAGCCUGGCCACAGAGCUCUGCCGCAUCAACGAGGACCAGAAGGUGGCGCUGGACCUCGACCCCUACGUGAAGAAGCUGCUGAACGCGCGGCGCAGGGUGGUGCUGGUCAACAACAUCCUGCAGAACGCUCAGGAGCGGCUGCGGAGGCUGAACCACAGCGUGGCCAAGGAGACCCUGCGCAGGAAGGCCCUGCUGGAGGCAGCUGGGGGCUACCCCCAGGGCCUGCCUGGCAAGUGAAGCCUGCAGGG
Molecule: messenger RNA, 413 nt
Organism: Dryobates pubescens (Downy woodpecker)
Lineage: Eukaryota; Metazoa; Chordata; Aves; Piciformes; Picidae
Gene: SNAPIN
Product: SNAP associated protein
Exons: 4
Coding region: 1-402 (133 amino acids)
Biological process (GO): endosome to lysosome transport; intracellular protein transport; synaptic vesicle exocytosis
Cellular component (GO): synaptic vesicle; BLOC-1 complex; BORC complex
Molecular function (GO): SNARE binding
Source: RefSeq, a predicted model, not a curated record